Molecule: messenger RNA, 448 nt
Organism: Danio rerio (zebrafish)
Lineage: Eukaryota; Metazoa; Chordata; Actinopteri; Cypriniformes; Danionidae
Source: RefSeq, a predicted model, not a curated record
CUCUGCUUGCUGAAGGGACACUAAAAGCUCAAGGCAUUCUUCCGAGCUGUACAUGUUAGCUCGUAGACAAACGUGAAUUGCUCUUACUCUGCUUUGUCUCACUUAAAUCCUAUCAGUCAAGAGCGCCCUCCUAUGGUGAAUCCAAUUAUGGCAAGCAAGGCGAGUGCAUUAAAUUAUGGGCAGUUACAGGACCAGGAAGAAGAGUUAUGCUAUCUACGUGUACAAAGUGUUGAAGCAGGUUCACCCUGACACUGGAAUCUCCUCUAAGGCGUCUCGUCUCGCUCACUAUAACAAGCGCUCCACCAUCACAUCGAGAGAGAUCCAGACCGCCGUGCGUCUGCUGCUGCCCGGGGAGCUGGCCAAACACGCCGUGUCUGAGGGCACAAAAAGUACACCAAGUACACCAGCUCCAAUUCACUUCCUUGUUUUUGCCAACUGCUGUUCCUGA